Molecule: messenger RNA, 627 nt
Organism: Dictyostelium discoideum AX4
Lineage: Eukaryota; Evosea; Eumycetozoa; Dictyosteliales; Dictyosteliaceae
Exons: 3
Coding region: 1-627 (208 amino acids)
Source: RefSeq, a predicted model, not a curated record
AUGUGGAUUCCAAUAAUUAUUCCAUUUGGACUUAGAGGAAAGUCGAAAUUAAUUGAUAACAAGAAAAGAAUUUGUGUUAAUUGUAAAAAUAGUGGAGUUCAAUUAGUAAAAAAUGAUGAGUGGUUUCACUUAUUUUUUAUUCCAUUCUUUAAAGUAAAAAAUGGUAAUAUGUUUUUACAUUGUCCGUCUUGUGGUGCAACAAUUCCAUAUUAUGAAAAAGAAACUAUGCCUACUUUUAAUAAUCCUGACGAUGUUAAAUUUGAAGCUGAAAAUAAUGAAAAAAAUCAUAAAAAAGGAAAAUAUGACGCCCCAAUGGCUCAAGUACCACCUGAAUAUUUACAAAGACAAGAUCAAUACCCAAAUCAAUAUCAACAACAGCCACAACAACAACAACCAGGAUACAUGGACUAUAAUUAUAAUCAACCGCCAGUACAAUUAAAUAAACAAGCAUAUGACAACUAUCAACAAAACGAUUAUAAAUCAAAUAACCAACCAAAUCUUGCAAAAGAAAAUAAUAUAUCAAAUGAAAAUGAAGAGCUUGGUGAUAAUAAAAAGGAGAAAAAAGAGAAAAAACAUUCAUUUUUCUCAAAAUUACACAAAAAAGAAAAAAAUGAAAUAAAAGAAUAA